GAUGAGUCUGUUGGUGUAGCAACCAAUGAACGCCUCCAGAUACAGCACGAAGUGGCGUGGCUAUCCUACGUCAUAGUGCGUCAGAGUACAACUGUACGAGAUCCUGAUCCACUCUUGACCAAAUUCUGUAACAGACUGUGUGACGUGUGUCCUACAAGUCAGAUUAUACGUUGAACAGUCUUUCUAACGAUAGACCUGUGAUUUAAACAAAAUUUACUUCAUUCAGAUUGUCGUCAAUCAGUAUGAUCUGGGCUCAUGCAGAAAACGUUUACAUUUCAUGAUUGACGCCACUCUAAUUGUAGUUUCAGUGUAGUUUCUUGUCACUUAUGCCGUCCUCCUGUUGGUUUACACUGCCAGAACUUUGUCGUCGGCCGUCUUGGGUCGCCGUGGCAUUAAAUCGGACUGUAAACGUGUCGCACUAUGCGUUCUCAGACCUCCGUUCUCGACUCACGACCAAAAAACUUUACGAUUUUUUGCGUAUGAUUGAAAAAUCAGGCAAAAAUUGUACAGUGUACAGCUGGCACGACUUCUUUUAGAUGACUGACUCUAAUGUGUAUGUUUAAGUUGUUAACAGCACUAAAUUCACAUUUUUUCUUUUUAAAGGGCUGUUUUUUUUAAAUACUUAAAUGUAAAAGUUUAUUAAAUUUGGUGACGACACAAAACAAGUGGCAACCUUUUGGACCCAUUUUGUUUGAUAUGCAAAUUAUUUUAGGAAAACUCUGUAAACCGGAAACUUCUUCAAAACUUCCUAGCUCUCAAGUUCACCUGGAUAAUACUAGUUUGGAAGAAAACAGAAAAAAAAAGUUAUAUUAUAUGAAAUAUAUUUGAUUCAUGAUUGUUUUGUGGUUUGGCUGCUGUUAAAUAAAUCACUGAGGAUAGGACAAUACUAAUGGAGACUCAGAAGAUAAAAUCCUACUAUUUAAUUGUAGUUCUAUUUUUUUUUUGGAAAUUAGUUUUAAAAAAACCGUACCAUUUAUUAUAUUACAUAACUUCUUAAUGAUUCAGGGGUUCGUUAUGUUAUGACCAUUCGGCCACGUUCAGUUAUAAAACGACAGGUGUGCUGUCCAAUUAAAAUCUGGCGAUAGUUUUAAGCAGCCAAUCGCGUGCGUUAAGGUGUGCGAGUGGGCGGUUUGAAUGGACCAAUCAAGCGCUUUGACUCCGCCUUCCUAAUUCGAUCUGAACUCGCGCAUCAGCAGCGCACGAGACCGCUACGGCUCGCGCGCGCGACACGGCAGCUAUGUGAACCGUUAUCCAGCAGCGGUGUAAACACAGAGUGAUGCCCGACGAGUUUUACAACUUUUAAACACAUUCCUGAAAUAAAUAAUCGAGUUUGGGUGCUGUUUGGAGUAAAUAUGAGAGCCGUGUGCUGGCCUGGUGCAGUUUUAUUGGUUUCAGCGGCGCUGUGUUUGGACCUGGAGCACGCACUGAGUCUCAACCGGAGAGAAAAUACGGCGUUUUUAAGCGAAUGGAAAAGCGGUUUCGGUUUGAAAGAUGUAGCUGAGAGGAAAGUGAGAAGGAGCGAGGAGUCGGUGGGAGAGUCGUGUCACUCCCUGCAGGACUAUGAAGCCAGGCUGCAGGAGGACACACACACUCGUGUCUUUAAUGACGUGUCCGGCUCGGUGUCUCUGGCCUGGGUGGGAGACGGAACAGGGGUGCUGCUGGUCCUCACUACGUAUCAGGUGCCGUUGUUCAUGUUCCGCUUCAGCGAGCCCAAACUCUACAGGAGUGAAGACCAUGGGAAAUCCUUCCAGGAUGUCACGUAUCUCCUGAACAGCACCCUCAUCAUGACGCACUUCGGCAUCGCCAUUGGCCCGGACAACUCCGGAAGGGUGAUCCUCACAGGUUAUGUGUCUGAGGGAAAAGGCUCGAGAAUUUUACGUUCACUGGAUUUCGGGAGGAGUUUCACCCCCUCCGACUUGCCCUUCCAAGUGCUGAUGCAGAUCACCUACAACCCGAAAAACAACAGCGUUCUCGCCGUUAUUAGCACAGUGUAUGACCUGUGGCUCUCUGAGGACUUUGGGCUCCACUGGAAGAGGAUUCAUGACACAGUGUGUCUGGUGAAAUGGGGGACUGCUGACACUCUGUUUUUCACCACAAACCCGAACGGUUCCUGUAGUGAAAGGGGUAUGCUGGAGUUGAGGAAGACCACAGAUUUCGGCCGAAGCUUUAAGACUAUAGGGAGGAGGAUUUACUCGUUUGGCCUGGGCGGCCGAUUUCUCUUCGCUUCCGUCAUGUCUGCCACGAGCUCGAUGCGCAUGAUUCAUGUGUCUGUGGAUCAGGGGGAGGUUUGGGACAUGGCCCAGCUGCCCAACGUGGGACAUGAACAGUUUUACUCCAUACUGUCUGCCAAUGACGACAUGGUGUUCAUACACGUGGAUGAACCUGGAGACUCAGGGAUGGGUAUGAUCUACGUGUCUGAUAACCGAGGCAUCGUCUUCUCCAAGUCCCUCGAGCGCCAUCUUUACACGUCCACAGGUGGUGAAACUGACUUCACUGUCGUCAGCUCACUCAGGGGCGUCUACAUGACCAGCGUGCUGGCUCACGAUGGUUCUGUUCAGACAGUGGUAACGUUCAAUCAGGGAGGAAAUUGGAGGUCUCUGAAGAAACCCUGGAAUGCAGAGUGUGACUCCACUGCAAAGGAUCCAGACAUGUGCAGUCUGCAUAUUCACGCCGCCUACAGCACGUCGAUGAGGCUCAACGUGCCGAUGCUGCCUCUGACCGAACCCAGCGCUGUUGGUCUCAUCCUAGCUCAUGGCAGCGUGGGGGACGCCGUGUCCAUCUUGUCUCCUGACGUUUAUGUGUCUGAUGACGGCGGAUACACGUGGGCACGAGCGCUCAAAGGACCACACCAUUACGUCAUGCUGGACUCAGGGGGUCUGCUGGUGGCCGUGGAACACAACCCCAUCCAGCCCAUCGCACAGAUCAAGUUCUCCACGGACGAGGGCCAGUGUUGGCACGUAUAUAACUUCACAGACACGCCGCUGUACUUCACGGGUUUGGCCUCGGAGCCCGGAGCUCGGUCCAUGAGCCUCAGCCUGUGGGGUUUCAGACAGCCGGUGUUCAGCCAACACUUAGUGUCCAUCACUAUAGACUUCCACCAGCUGCUCUCCAAAGACUGUGGGGAGGAGGAUUACGUGCAGUGGCUCGCCCACUCCGAUAACACCGGCAACCCAAACGACGGGUGUCUGCUGGGAUAUAAAGAAAAAUAUUUACGGCUACGCAAAGACUCGACGUGCCGAAACGGGAGGGAUUUCGUCAUCACCAAGCAGCCCACACCUUGUCCCUGCACUCUGGACGACUUCCAGUGUGAUUUUGGCUACUACCGUGCCAUGAACAGCUCAGAGUGUGUGGAACAACCGGAGCUGAAGGGCCACUCACUCGAGUUCUGCCUGCACGGCCGUAAAGAGCAGCUCCAAACCAGCGGCUACAGGAAGAUCCCAGGAGACCGGUGUGAGGGAGGCACACAGCCGGAGAGGAAACUGAUCGACCUGAGCAAGAAGUGUGUCAGUAACCUGCUUAGUCCAGAGCUUCUGUCAGAGUCUCAGUCAGGAAGCGUGGCUCCUGUAGUGUCCGUCAUCUUCCUCGUUCUGCUCGUCUGUGCCGUGGCCGGGGUCCUGCUUGUCAAGAAGUACGUGUGUGGAGGAAGGUUCCUGGUGCACCGUUAUUCAGAGAUGCAGAGGCAUGUGGAGGCUAAUGCCAUUGAAGGUGUGGACGACGUGGACACUACAGAGGCAGACAAAACGCAUUACAAUGACGACUCAGAUGAGGACCUUCUGCCUGGAAAUUGAGUCGGGAAAUUCUCAGGUAGUGUCCUAAAGCUUACUAGUGAGCAACUUGGAUGCCUUGCAGUGCCCUCUUCAGGCCCGUCCAUCCGUCUCUGUGUGUGUGUGUGUGUGUGUGUGUGUGUGUGUGUGAGAGAGAGAGAGAGAUCAAUAAUAUUCGAUUAUUCACGUGUCUUCGUUCCCUGAAUGGUGGCAGGUAAACGUUAAACCCUGUGUGGGGAUAUUGACAGCCUGGACCAGUUUACUGAAGGACGGGGAAAUGAAAGUGUAGAUUUUUUCAGAUUAAUUGGUUCCAGCCACUGGACAGGAGGCAAUUGGGAGAUUUUUGUGAUGACAGUUUUAUUGUUGGACGCCUCCUUUUUUCCUCUGUGUCUUUCCGACAACUUCACUGGUUGUAGUAUGACAGUUGUUUUCUAUUGAGUCUGAUUUUUGAGAGAUUUUCAUUCCUUUAAGACGUAAGGACUGGAUUUUUAGACACGGACAAUCUCCAGUAAUGGUGUCCUUUAGGCUGAUGAAGGGAAAAUUGGCUAUGACAGGAGGUGUUUAUAAAACAUUGUGAUGUAGGGUUUCGGUUAAUGCAAAUAAGGGUAAUAAUAAGAGAUCACAGAACUUGUUCAAAGGAAUUCUCCAGCAUAGUUCAACAUAAUGUGUGAUUACAACAAAAAAAUAAUUCAAAAUGUUUCCAUGUACUGAGAAAAGAACUCCAAGUUUCAGGUAUAAAGAUUAAACAAAAAUAAAGAACAUAGUUCUGGUUGCGUUACAUUUUCCUGUAUCCAUGUGGUAUCGGUCUCACAGAAUUAACCCUGAUCUUUUUCUAAUACUUCCUUCUCGUAGAGGACUGAAUAAUUCAUGAAUAAACCUUUACUGACGCAUCAGCAACUGCCCUUAGACUUCCAUUUGUAAGUGAGUUUGGCAUAAACAUCCCUUCUGUUUCUUUCUCAGUGCAUGGAAAAAAACUGAAUUGUUUGUUUAAAUGCAAACUGUUAGGUGUGAUAGGGAGUGAGACCAGGAAAAAAAAAAAAAAACCAGCUCUGCUUUGACCAUCAUUUGAACUGAUGUGAGUUUAUGAGGACAUUAGGCUUGGGAUUGACACACCAGUGGCAUUUUAUACAUAUUUUUUUUUUAUAUACGUAAAAGUUCAGCCUGAGUAAUUAAAGCCGUAUUACAAAGCAAUAACAGUUCACUAAGCUAAAGUUCAAGGAGUGUAUUCAUGUUUGUACAGGCUAGACAAAGCUAAAUGGAUAUGCUGUGCAAUGAUUGUGGUCAUUCAUCUUAAUUAUUAUACACCAGAUAGGAAAAAAGCGAUUAGCCGUUUGCGUUGCUUCUAGCUCUUUCCCUGUUACUUCCUUGGACGAAGGUACUUUCACACCUGCACUGUGGGUUUUUACUGACGACCCACUAAGCUCAUUUUAUUGUAAAAUAAGCUAUGAUUUCCUAAGCAGUUGUGCACUGGCAAAAAAAAAAAAGCUCCUGAUGGCAUAAGAUUAGGUUUUUUGUAUGAUUUUGUAGUAAGUAAUAAAUGAUUUAUGGUAAGAAAAAUUAUUAAUAAGGGAGUUUGAGACCUUAUAUUUUUACUACACAUAGGUAUAAUUACUUUUCAUAGCAAUAUUUAAUCUAAUGACUAUUUGUUUAAUCAUAAAUAUGACACAGUGUAGUGCCCUGACAGUAUUGCGAAACAAUGCUAUGUAUGUAUGAAAUGUGCCUGAUAAAGGGCCACUUUUGCUUCAGAUUUUAUGCCAGUCGGGAAAUAAAACCCAAGAGGCCAGUCAGUGCGGUAGACUUGAGUGUAUCGAUUUGUCAGGAGGGCGUCUGCCCGAAUAUGAUGUGAAUACAGUAGGUUUUAUGGUACUCCUUUUUAAAAAUAUAUGUCUCAGGGGACCCUGGUUUUCACCUUCGCUUCAAAAUGUGAUGAGGAAAAAGCUCGAGUGAGUUUCAGUGUUUGAUUGCUGGAUGGAUUUGUCAGGAUUCAGUAUUUUAGUGCUACUGGGGAAAUUUAGAGAAUUUGCAGCAUCUGUCUAUGAAUGUAAGGGGAAUAAACACAAUGUUGUAAUUCCAGUGCUGUAAAUAAAAUAUGUACAGAUAAGCUACUGUUCAUAACUACAUUUAAUAAGUUUGACUUCUCAAUCCAAGUCUUAGAAACACAACAAAAAUGUAACGCCUUGAUUGAGAACUUUUAUUGUCCUUAUUUGUUGUUAAUUUGUUUUUCAAUCAGAAUAAAGAAUUUAAAACAUUUA
Molecule: messenger RNA, 6016 nt
Organism: Pangasianodon hypophthalmus (striped catfish)
Lineage: Eukaryota; Metazoa; Chordata; Actinopteri; Siluriformes; Pangasiidae
Gene: sort1a
Product: sortilin 1a
Exons: 20
Coding region: 1353-3788 (811 amino acids)
Biological process (GO): Golgi to endosome transport; endocytosis; vesicle organization
Cellular component (GO): membrane; Golgi apparatus
Molecular function (GO): protein binding
Source: RefSeq, a predicted model, not a curated record